AUGGCCAACAGUCUACAACUAAGUGCCUUUCCACGUCGACCAGGUCUCUACGACCCACAAGCAGGAGGUCGCCUUCCCCCAAACUACCUAGGAGGUAUGGGCGGCCUCCCAAUGCACCCACGCCGUCGCGAUCCCUACAUGGCAGCCAACCUCCCACCUCACCACCAUGGCGGCCUCGACCCACGCAUAGCAGCAGGACCACUCCGUCGAAUGCCCCUCCAACAACGAACCCCCUACUAUUACGACGAAGACCUCGACCCCCUCGAUCCCUCCCUCGCCUACAUGGGCAAACCACGCUCCGUCCCUCAUCCCCACAUGCACAUGCCCUACGACCCUUACCACGCCUACCACCCACCCUGCUCCUGUGGCUCUCACCACUCCAACAGCUGCUCCUCCUCCAAACUUUCCUCCUCCUCUUCCUCCUCCUCCAAAUCAGACCUCAAAACCAAAGACCUCUUCAUCCGCUCCAAGAUCUACUCCGUGCGCGCCUCCUACCUCGCCGAAUCCCCCAAAUUCGAAGCCGAGCUCACGAAACUCAUGGACAAGAAAAAGGAAGACCAGAUCCCGUCGCGCAUCAUCAGUCUGCUCAUAAACUACAUCAACAAGGAAAGCUAUUCCAACGACAACGUGCUCGAUGAGGUCACGCUGCACGUGGUCUGCACGACUGUUAAUUGUAAAAGUGCCGCGGAGUAUGCGCUUGAGAGGCUGAAAAGGUUUACGAAGGAGGGCCAUGAGAUUCCUGUCGAGGAGCUGUGUCAGAUUUGCGUGGCUAUCUUUUGUAGUGAGAAGGUCGAGGAGAAGUUGAAGGAAUGGUUGAAGACGCAUAUGAAGGGGGCGGGGAAUGAGGCGCUUGGGAGGAGGAGACAGGCGCUGCUGGGGGGGUGUAAGAAGUGGGUUGAGUUGAUGGAUAAGAAGCCUGAGGUUGGGACUAGACUUGAGGUGCUUCUCGAUUUGAGGGUUAAGGAUGAUGAGGGGGGGUAUCGGAUUUUGUGA
Glarea lozoyensis ATCC 20868 is the source of this 993-nucleotide messenger RNA. RefSeq lists its product as uncharacterized. The transcript has a single exon. The record is from RefSeq and is a predicted model, not a curated record. Lineage: Eukaryota; Fungi; Ascomycota; Leotiomycetes; Helotiales; Helotiaceae. Bases 1 to 993 code for a protein of 330 amino acids.